UAGCAUUUGAAUAGUACGACUAUCGAAUAUUUAUAUACACAAUCAUUUAAAAGGAUAAAUUAGUUGAUAUAAUUAAAUUGAUAGCUAUAAUUAAGUUGAUAGCUAUGAUAUCUUUGAAACUACCGCUUCAAAACUUCUAACUCUGUAUGCAACUAUGACGUAAGUGAAACAUGUUUGCGCAUGCGUUCCUAUUAUUCCAGUCACUUAGCAACAUUGUUUCGUAAUGAAUCGAAUUGUUUGCAAUUUAGUACGAUUGUAUUAGACAAAUUUGGUAAAUUAUUUGUUAUAAGUUAGUAGUUACAUUGUGUUUGAAACUUCUGCUUCAAAACUUGUAACCCAUGGACCAACAGGAGGGAAGUUGGAGCAUUGAUAUUCAGCAGAGUCCUACGACAAGCAUCAAUGCAUCCCAUCUCAAUCGAAAGAGGAUGAAUCUUAUUGCUUUGGGCUUGUGUGUGUUGAUUUUACUCAUUUAUCACAGUGUGAAACAGGACUAUUUUGACGUCAUUAUACCAUCUUUUCUGAAAGGACCCCAAAGAGAAAUGAAUGUUUUGUCUGACACAGAACAGCCCACCAUGUUUUCUGGAGACCUAGAUGACCUGCCUGACCUGGUUGUUGACAGUAUUAUUGGGAGAGUCAUCACUGUAGAUGGUGUUCCAUACAUGUGGCGACCAAGGGCAUCUCAGGACAAUUGCUACAAGACCUGUAAAGAUGAAACACACAUUGAAUGUGAUCAUUACUUCUUUGACAAAGUUGGUCACAAGUGCUAUAUGUUUGGGAAGAAUUCUAGAAAGCCUGUCACAAGAUCAGACCUACCAGUGGAUCAACAACAAACACAGAAUAACGUUUAUACAGUGAAAAGAAUCAAAAGAGAAAUUAAUAUCCCAUCUGACACAGAACAGCCCAUCAUGUUUUCUGGAGACCUAGAUGACCUGCCUGACAACGUUAUUGCCAGUAUUUCCAGGAGAGUCGUCACUGUAGAUGGUGUUCCAUACAUGUGGCGACCGAGGGGAUCUCAGGACAAUUGCUUCAAGACCUGUAAAGAUGAAACACGCAUUGACUGUGUCCGUUACUUAUUUGACAAAGUUAGUCAGAAGUGCUAUAUGUUUGGGAAGAAUUCUAAAAAAUCCGUAAGCUUCAAUUCGUUGUAUCAGAGAGAGAAGCUACCGGAAAUGUUUUUCGGGGGUCUCAAGGAUCUACCCCAGAGAGUGCGGGACAGUCUGGCAGGAACCGUGGUGUCGUUUGGAGGGCUUUCUCACAUCUGGUUGUCCAGAGUUGACCAGGAAGGAUGCUACUCGGCCUGUAAAGAUGAGAAGCUGAUUGUGUGUGUUCAGUACUUCUUUGAUACAAGUGGGCACAGGUGUUUCCUCAUGGGAAAGAUAAGUGCAAAAAAGGAUACCUUUCGUCAAAUAAAAAUCGAACCCAAACCCUUUUUGGGAAAACUGGAAGACAUACCUCCAAGAAUUAUGGAAAGUGCAUCAGGAAUGGUGAUAACCUUUGGAGGUAUCGUUCACCUUUGGCGGCCUAGGGCUUCCAAUGAAGACUGCUACAAUGCGUGUAAAAAUGAAGAACUUAUUAAUUGUGUGAGCUAUUACUUUGACGGACUCACUCUCAAGUGUAUUAUGAUGGAGAAGAGUUACACUAAACUGGAGAACCUUGCUUCGCUGGAGAUACGAGAAAAGCCUCCAUGGCUGUUUACAGGGAAACUGAAGGAUAUACCAGAAAACGUUUUGACUAUGGCCACCGGGAGAGUAAUAAGCAUUAAUGGUAUUCCCUACAGCUGGCGAAGACGAAAUUCACGGAAAGGUUGCUAUACGGUGUGUAAGGAAGAAAUCCGUUUUACUUGUAUGCGCUACUUGUUCCAUGCAGAUGACCACAAGUGUGUCAUCAUGGGAAAGAGUUAUGAAAGUAUAGAAAAGGAUACCUUUCAUCAGAUAAAUAUCGAACCCAAACCCUUUUUGGGAAAACUGGAAGACAUACCACCAAGAAUUAUGGAAAGUGUGUCAGGAAUGGAGAUAACCACUGGAGAAAAGGAUACCUUUCAUCAAAUAAAUAUCGAACCCAAACCCUUUUUGGGAAAACUGGAAGACAUACCACCAAGAAUUAUGGAAAGUGUGUCAGGAAUGGAGAUAACCACUGGAGGUAUCACUUACAUUUGGCGGCCUAGGGCUUCCAAGGAAGACUGCUACAAUGCGUGUAGAAAUGAAGAACUUGUUAAUUGUGUGAGGUAUUACUUUGACGGACUCAGUCUCAAGUGUAUUAUGAUGGAGAAGAGUUACACUAAACUGGAGAACCUUGCUUCGCUGAAGAUACGAGAAAAGCCUCCAUGGCUUUUUACAGGGAAACUGAAGGAUAUACCAGAAAAAGUUUUGACUAUCAACACCGGGAAUGUAAUAACCAUUAAUGAUAUUCCCUACAGCUGGCGAAGACUAAAUUCAAGGAAAGGUUGCUAUUCAGUGUGUAUGGAAGAAACACGUUUUACUUGUAUGCGCUACUUGUUCCAUACAGAUAAGUGUGUCAUCAUGGGAAAGAAUUAUGAAAGUAUAGAACCAGUUAUAGUGCCCAGUCAUUCGGUGAAUCAGGUGGAUCAACUUAAACGAAUGAUCCAGAAAGUUGCAAGUGAUGUUGAUUCUGUGGAAACUCUGCGCUCUCACAAGGAAUCACAGGACAAUAUUGUUCACGAUCUGGGAAUAAAGGAAAUUGGUACCAAACGGCGCAUUGAACUGCUAGCACAUACAAUUAAAAAAUUCAAAAAUAUAAAUCCACGUUUAAUAAAAGAGGUAUCUCUUAUGGACAAAAAGCAGGAAGCAUUAGGUAACAAGGUUAAAAACCUAGCUGAGUACCAGAAAGAGAUUGCCGGGGCAGUGGCAAGCGUGGCUGAUAAGGUCUCCGGUAUUGAUAAAAACGUACAGUCAGCCAAGGAGUCGAGUGAAAAGAUGUCUAAGAUGUUGACAGGGGAAGAAUUUGCUAAUCCUGCUUUUGAAAGGGAGAUCACUACAAUGCGAAGACAACUGAUGGAUUUGAAAUCCAAAAUUGAGAUCAACCCUACUCUGAUAAAGAUGCGGAAAAACCAGCAAGUCCUGGGUCAGGCUCUUGAAGCCAUAGAUCGCGAGAUCACCAUUAAUGAGAGACGACUGAGUCACAUUACUGACACCAACAACGAGUGGGGUGGGCGUCUUAUGGAGGAGGAAGAAAACCGUAAAGUUCUCAAUGAUGCCAUUCAGGCUCUCGCCAAAACACUGAAGGACGUCAGAAAUGAUGUCACGAGACUGCAAAAUCCACAGUCUGCGGAUAAUGCCGAGACGACAAGCCAGUUACGCACUAUGCGGUCUGACCUUGACAUGCUGAAAAAGUCCCACGUGAAGCUAAAACAGGAUUUGACCUACUCCAGGACAGACCUGUCACGGCUCGUGAAGGAUCUGAUGAGUGCGCAGGUUUCUUCUCAAGAAACCAAAUCUAGUGUUGUGGCCCUGGUGGAAGCCAACAAACGACUCAAGAUGGAUUACCAUGAUCAGGAGGCCGAUAUGCGUCAGAUGCUGAUGAAAAUCCAAGUGAUGGCUACUGUGUACAAAAAUGUUCUGAACUCUCUGCACAACCUUGAGAAGAAGCAGAUAAAAGUGAUGCAUCACCUCGGGAAGUUCGAGAACCAGAUGCAUCGCUUGUCGGCAGACGUUUUGAACAGCAGGAAGCAUCCACUCAUACAUAAUAUUCCGCUGAUCAAAUCAAUGAAGAAUUUCCAGUUGAAGCUGUUAAAACAGGUGGAGCAGCUGAAGCGAGACCUGUUUAAAAUUCGCAACUCUAAGAAACCAGCCCAACGAAUACAAGUGUCAUACAAAGCAAGGAGAAAAAGAGAAUUACUGAAGCAACAUUCAGCAUCACUAGAACACGGAACACAGUCACCGGUUCACCAUCAAGCAUCACUGGAACAUCUACAGAUACCAAACAUACAAAUGGCAUCUUCAGAACAUGAAAAAUCACCAGAUGUUAAAGUGGCAUCUUUAGAACAUAAAACUUCACCAGAUAUAAAAGUGGCAUCCUCAGAAUAUGAAAAACCACCAGAUAUAAAAGUGGUGUCCUCAGAAUAUGAAAAAUCACCACAUAUAAAAGUGGUGUCCUCAGAAUAUGAAAAACCACCACAUAUAAAAGUGGUGUCCUCAGAAUAUGAAAAAUCACCACAUAUAAAAGUGGUGUCAGAACAUGAACAAUCACCACAUAUAAAAGUGGUGUCAGAACAUGAACAAUCUCCACAUAUAAAAGUGGUGUCAGAACUAGUAAAAUCACCAUAUAUAAAAGUAGUGACCUCAGAACAUAAAAAAUCACCGGAUAUGAAAGUGAUGUCCUCGGAAUAUGAAAAAUCACCACAUAUAAAAGUGAUGUCCUCGGAAUAUGAAAAAUCACCACAUAUAAAAGUGGUGUCCUCAGAACAUGAAAAAUCACCACAUAUAAAAGUGGUGUCCUCGGAACAUAAAAAAUCACCACAUAUAAAAGUGGUAUCAUCAGAACAUGAAAAAUCACCACAUAUAAAAGUGGUGUCCUCAGAAUAUGAAAAAUCACCACAUAUAAAAGUGGUGUCCUCAGAACAUGAAAAAUCACCACAUAUAAAAGUGGUGUCCUCAGAACAUGAAAAAUCACCGGAUAUAAAAGUGGUGUCCUCAGAACAUAAAAAAUCACCACAUAUAAAAGUGGUGUCCUCAGAACAUAAAAAAUCAGCGGACAAACAACCAGCAUCUUCAGAACAUGGAACAUUUCCGGACGAAUAUUUGGGGUCUUUGGAACAUGAAGAUGAACAUUCACUGAAUAUAUACCCAGCAUCUUCAGAAGAUGAAAGAUCUGCUGAACACCAAACAUCAGUAGACAAACAAGCAACAGACAAAGAUAACACAUCAUCAGAGCACAGUCUGCAGCAACGCAGCUUUGAUUUUGACGAUGAUAUGGAAGCUGCCAUAGAUCGUCUUAGGGCCUUUAACCCUAAAAAUAAACUUCCCAUAUUGGAAGAUCCACAAGGGCAAGACUCAAGCCAGAUCAGUGGAAAAUAUUUGAAACGUUUUGGCCUUGUUAAUGCCAAGAAAGAAAUUUUGAGAAAUGACAAUCGUCUCAAAGAUGGCCAAAACAGAAAUGAUACAGGACAUCAUCCAGGUCCUACCAAGCAGAAACCAGCCACCAGUGUUGGGUAAAAAUAUUGAAGACCAACCCUCUUUGAGGUAGUACGAGGAGGGCCAUGCAUUGAGACUAUAGAUAUGGACACUGAACAUGGUGCACGUGGAAUUGUGAUGCUAUGUCCAUAUAGGAGGCCAUGUUGUCAAUACACCUCAGAUAUUGACAUAAUACAUGUGUGCUUGUGGUCUAUGUAUAUGUAUAUAUGAGAGGGAGGGAGGG
Molecule: messenger RNA, 5373 nt
Organism: Gigantopelta aegis
Lineage: Eukaryota; Metazoa; Mollusca; Gastropoda; Neomphalida; Peltospiridae
Exons: 22
Coding region: 339-5171 (1610 amino acids)
Source: RefSeq, a predicted model, not a curated record